AUGGCUAAUUUCUUGAUGCGCCGUGCGCUGUUAGAUGCAGUCCGUGUGCCACUCUGCACCAGAGCUUCUUCCUCUUCUACCGAACUUGCUAAGAUCGGUAACCGCGAAUGGGUAGGCUACGGCUACAAUGGACAGCCCAACUAUGUGGACAGGCCUGACUUCCCCAUGCCCGCUGUUAGAUUCCGCCCUGACACUCCUGACAUUAAGGUCCUUCGUGAGAAGGAAAAGGCUGACUGGCGCAAGUUGACUAUCGAGGAGAAGAAAGCUCUGUACCGCGCGUCGUACUGCCAGACCUUCGCCGAGUUCCAGGCGCCCACGGGCGAGUGGAAGGGCAUCCUAGGCUGGUCCCUCGUCAUGGCUUCUCUCGCUGUCUGGGUCUACAUGGGCAUGAAGGUCUUUGUAUACAGUGACCUGCCUGCGUUAACCCUAUCGAUGGUCUUGCAUCCAAAUGGGACUAUGAGAACAACCGCUGGAAGUAAACUGGUGAGAGGUGUAAGAGUGGUGCUAUGCCUGUAG
This is a messenger RNA of Arctia plantaginis, 516 nucleotides long. The record is from the annotation of a GenBank genome assembly. NCBI's taxonomy places the organism in Eukaryota, Metazoa, Arthropoda, Insecta, Lepidoptera, Erebidae.